Nasonia vitripennis (jewel wasp) is the source of this 3841-nucleotide messenger RNA. RefSeq names its product carnitine O-palmitoyltransferase 1, liver isoform (gene whd). The transcript has 14 exons. Gene Ontology annotation, molecular function: carnitine O-palmitoyltransferase activity. Gene Ontology annotation, biological process: fatty acid metabolic process; carnitine metabolic process. Lineage: Eukaryota; Metazoa; Arthropoda; Insecta; Hymenoptera; Pteromalidae. The record is from RefSeq and is a predicted model, not a curated record. The coding region runs from base 361 to 2757 and encodes 798 amino acids. Gene Ontology annotation, cellular component: mitochondrion.
UCUCUCUAUCUCGCUGUGUAUAACAUGUUGUGGGGGGUCCGUGUGCUGCUGCCAUAGUUGAAUCGUAGUUAUACAUAUACACACUUUCACGCGGCUGGCCCUGGCACACAUAUAUACCAACUCCGCGUGGAAUCAUCGAGCUGUCUUUUUACGGGUUUUCUCGCGGCUGUUUUAUUGUCAACUGGCUUUUAGUCGAUCCGAAUCGUCGGUGUCGAAUGGAGCGAAGGUAUAUUGUAACCUACAAAAAGCGGAGAACCCCUGCGCGCAGGUAGAGAUCGCAACACGGAAGAGGAAGAGCGACUCGUCGAAUUUCGGAGCUGAGUUUCGUGGUGUAUAUAACACUGACAGAGAGGAGGAAACAUGGCUGAAGCCCAUUCGGCCGUUGCGUUCAGCUUCUCCAUCACCCACGAGGGAUGGGACGUGAACUUCGACCGGGAGGUCUUGAACCUCAUCUGGCAGUCCGGUAUUCGCUCGUGGAAGAAGCGAUACUUCAGAUUCCACAAUAACAUUAAGAGCGGAGUGUACCCAGCUUCGCUGGGAAGCCUGUGGCUGACGGUGAUAGUGGUGACGGCGAUUCAUUUCGCCGGAUACAAAGUACCUUACGAUCCUGUGGGGAAGGUGGUGCCGUACUUGUUCGCGUCGCAGAUCCUGGCGCACUUGGCAGGCUGCUUCGUGGUGGGCCUGUUGUUAUGGCUGGUAACGAUAUACGCGAUCCGUUACGUGCUGAAAUUGCUGCUCAUGUACAAAGGCUGGAUGUACGAGUCGAGGGGCCCAGGGAGCAGCAUUUCCAUCCAAACUAAGCUCUGGGCACGAGCAGUCAAGAUCUUCUCGGGAUGGCACAAACCGAUGUUGUACAGUUUCCAAGGCUCUCUUCCAAGAUUGCCACUGCCCAGUGUACACGAUACCAUGCAGCGUUACCUCAGGAGCGCUAGACCCCUGCUCGACGACGAAAACUAUAAACGCAUGGAGCGACUGGCCAGCGAGUUCGAGGCCGGAAUCGGUGUCAAGCUUCAACGCUACCUCAUCCUCAAGUCCUGGUGGGCUACCAACUACGUGUCCGAUUGGUGGGAGGAAUACGUCUACCUGCGCGGUCGCUCACCCAUCAUGGUCAACUCCAACUUCUACGGUAUCGACGCCAUUCUCAUGCACCCGACCAAGCUCCAAUCGGCCCGUGCCGCCAGUGUUAUUCACUCAUGCCUACAGUACCGUAGGCUAAUCGAACGCCAGUCCCUUGAACCGAUUCUAGUCCAAGGCUUGGUGCCUCUAUGCUCGUGGCAGUACGAGAGGCUGUUCAAUACUACCAGGAUUCCCGGAAUCGAGGCCGACAAGAUCAUUCACAUCCAGGACUCGAAACACAUCGUCGUCUACCACAAGGGCAAAUACUUCAGGCUUCCCAUCUAUCACAAGAAUCGUCUGCUUCAACCCUGCGAAAUUGAAGUACAAAUACAGAGCAUCCUCGACGACAAAUCUACGCCCUAUGAAGGCGAGGAAAAACUUGCCUCCCUAACCGCUGGUGAACGUACGCACUGGGCCAAAACUCGGGAAGAAUACUUCAGCAAGGGUAUCAACAAGCAGUCAUUGGACGCUAUCGAAAAGUCCGCCUUCGUUGUUGCACUCGAUGAUGUUCCCUACGAAUUUGACAAGGCACACCCGGAAAAACUUGACAACUACGGACGCAUUCUGCUCCACGGUAAAGGUUACGAUCGCUGGUUUGAUAAAUCCUUUACGCUUUGCAUCGGAAACAACGGCAGGAUCGGUUUUAACGCAGAACACUCCUGGGCCGAUGCCGCAGUGAUGUCACAUCUUUGGGAGGUUGUAAUCAUGGACGAAGCUCCCGGGAUACAGGCAGAUGCUCCCAUUAUGGGAACACUUUGGGAAUUCGCUAUUGGUACUGACGUGGAAGUUGGAUACAAAGAAGAUGGACAUACUAAAGGAACUCCUGAGUUCACGCCACCUGCUCCAUCUAGACUGCAAUGGGAUCUAAAUCCUAAAUGUCUGGAGGCCAUUGAAACUUCGUAUCUGGUUGCUGAGGAACUAGUAAAUGGUGUUGAUCUGCGCAUCUACGUGCACGAUUUGUAUGGCAAGGGCUUCAUGAAGAAGAGCUCUAUGUCGCCCGAUGCUUUUAUUCAAAUGGCGCUGCAACUUGCCUACUAUCGAGACACUGGCAAAUUCAGCUUAACGUAUGAAGCAUCGAUGACGAGGUUGUUCCGCGAAGGCAGAACCGAAACUGUCCGCCCAUGUACAAUCGAAUCCGCAGCCUGGGUGAAGGCCAUGGAAAGCAAGUCAUCUACGGUAGAGGAAAAGCAUAAGCUUUUGAUGGCUGCUGCAGCUCAGCAUCAAAGGGGUUACCAAAAUGCUAUGUCUGGCAAGGGAAUAGAUAGGCAUUUGUUUUGUCUGUACGUAGUUUCCAAGUAUUUAGAGGUGGAUUCUCCGUUUUUAAAGGAAGUAUUGAGCGAGCCUUGGAGACUUUCUACCUCGCAAACUCCCCACGGACAAACUUCCAAGUUAGAUCUUAAAAAGUACCCGGACUGCAUAUCAGCAGGUGGUGGUUUCGGUCCAGUAGCUGAUGAUGGUUAUGGUGUCUCGUAUAUCAUUGCUGGCGAAAAUAUGAUUUUCUUCCACAUUUCGAGCAAAGACAGUUCUCCAGCCACGGACUCGAAAAGGUUUGCCGAAACGAUCAAAACGGCACUGAUGGACAUGAAGAAUUUGUUUUUAGAGAAGAAGAAGUUGCAAAGUCAGGCAAACGGACUCACGUAAUCACUCCGUCGAGAUUUCAUCGCAAUGAAACGGAAAUAUAAAAGAAAGAUCAAGUGCAUGCAAGUUUGCCGUUUAAGAAGAGUUUUAAUAACUAGCACAGAUUCAAUGUUUUAUAGGUCUUUAUAAUUUUUAAAUCAAUUUUUACUGAUUACUAAAACGCACAAAUAUUUUACAAAAGAUGCACAGUUAUUGCGUUCUUGCAGUACUGGCAUAAUGUUUUGUAAAUUUUUCAAAAGAGGUAUUGCACGAAAUUGCACAAUGAUAAACAGUAAAUUAGUUGCAUAUCACGUGAGAUUGCAGAAAUCUUACAUUUCUGCCAAUGGAUGCUUCCGACUGAUGAACUGUUGCUUCCAACUUUGUGAAUUAAAGUUUUUAAUUUUUUACUACAUCAUUAUUGUUUCAGAAUAUAAACGUUACUGCGUCUUGUUGAAAGAGACUAAUUUUAAAUGAUCGACGUUAAAAAUAAUAAUUUUUUCGUUAAACUCAAUGCAAUUAGAUUAAAAAGAGAGUUUAUAUAAUAAGUGAUAUUACAGUAAUUAUACUGUUGUCGUUUUCAUUAAGUAAAGUAAAAAUGGAAAGUUUGUUAAUCAAGAGUAUCAGUGUUGUAGAGACUAUGAACGUGUUGAGCGCGAAUCUUAAUAAAUCGAAGAUUUUUAAAUAAAAAUGUGAUCGCGUCAAGUUUUAGUAUUAGGAAAUGUUAAGUAAUGCCAUGAUUCUAAAAUGUGCAACCUAUCAAUGCAAAAUAACAAAUAUUACAAAUAAUUUUGUACAAGGAUAUUUUCUAUGUUGUUGAAAUGAUUAUUAGUGGUAUUGGUGCUUAAGUUUUAAGGCGUUCAAUAUUUAGUUAGCAGGAAAAAAUUUUUAAAAAAAAUAUGAAAAUGCAAAGGUUUUUUUUGUAAUGUCUUUUUAAAACCAAGAAAAAGAAUCUAGAUGAAUUUGGUUUUAACAACAUACAAAGAGAUUUUUUAGACAAAUUGUUCAGCAAUACAUCAAUAUGAAUAAAGUGUUUUGUAUACCUCAACUCUAGUAUGUACACAAUUGUUUUUAAAAAAAUCUAUACAUAAAUAAAAUAAUUUUUUAGUGA